GCAACUCUCGUCACGAUGAGUUACAGAAUGAAGGCCGACGGGGCGUGCUGCAAGGGGAGACAAGGCAUCAUAGGAAGCUUCCUUCUCUGGCCGUCAGUCUCCCGCCAGCACUUCUGCAGGGAACACUCAACGCCCUCCUCGUCACCCUCACUCCAGUUCGUCGUCACUAUGGCCGAAAACGCGGUGACAGAACAGAACGGGAAGGACGUCGACACACCCGAUAACACAGUGACGCCACACAGCCUGGUGACUGAAGAUCACGUGCAAGCGGCGCUUGUUGCGGACAAGGGCGCCGCAGCGCGCCUCAUCUCCUACAGGGUUGUGGAUUUCACCAAGAAAGGCGACAACUACGCGUGUGUGGUGAGCAGCGUCGAGGUUAAGUACGAGCUGGACGACCAGAGCUGCGAGGUGGUCUACGUGGUGAAGCUCAACCCCUGUAGGAACUUUGAGUCCAUGAAAGAAUUCAUUUCUAAAUUGUUUGAAAAAGAAGCUAAGUUCUACUUGAACUUGGUGCCGGAUAUGAAUUCCAUCCUCAGAGAAAUUGGCGAAAAAACACUCAAGUUUCCAAGAUGUUUUUACGCCAGUUUAGAGGACAAGAAAGAAAUAAUAUUUUUGGAAGAUUUACGGCCACUGGGAUACAAGAUGACUGACAGAAGACAAGGCAUGGACAAAGCUCAUGUCAACCUCGUGUUGAAGGAGCUGGCGAGGCUCCACGCUGCCUCCGUCCUGCUGCAGGCCAAGGCUCCUGAUGAAGACAUCUGUGUUAGAUACCCGUCUUUAGAGAAAGGAUGGAUCGAUUUUUUGAAAAAGGAAUCAAGCUUUAAGCUUAUUUUCGAGAGCGGCAUGAAGAACAGUAAGGAAUUACUCCUCCAACUCGGGGGUUACGAGAGAGCCACAGCUUGGAUUGAUAGCCUUCUUCCUAACUUUGUCGAUAUCUUACAGGAGCAGGCGAAGGAUAGCAAGUUCAAGGUGGUGUGCCAUGGGGACUCCUGGAACAAUAACUUGCUUUUCAGAUAUAGCGAGGAUGGUCACCCAGUGGACACCAUGUUACUCGACCUCCAACUCUCUGGCUACUCUUCCCCAUGCACAGACCUUAACUACCUCAUGUACACGAGCAUGACAGGGGAAGUCAGGAGGCCAGACCUUGAUGGCUUUCUCUCUAGGUAUUACGACAGCUUUUGCAGCGUGCUGGAAGCGGGCAACCAUGAGGUUCCCUUCACGCGAGCCGAGCUGCAACAAGAUUUUAAGACGAGAAACGUCCAUGGUGCUAUAUUCGCCAUGGUCCUUCUGCCUUUUGUUAUUAUGGAACCUGACGAUGUGAUGGACUUAGAAAACGGCACUGACGAAGACCUCGAUAAUAUGAUAGAUGAGAUGAAACAGAAGUCGAAGAAUCAGUGGGAAAGUAAUUCUUUGCUGCGUCCAAGGUUUCUGGCUAUGUUCGACGAGUUGAUGGAGGCUGGGGUGAUUCCCUGAGCAUCACCGCAUCGCCUCCUCAUGUGUAUAUGUAGGUGUCGGUGGUGGGGCGCUGUAGAACAACAACAACAACAACAACAAUAACAACAACGAGGAGAAGGAAUACAUACGAAGAACAAAUACCAGGAGAGUUGUUGAUCCAUAACGAGGGUACCCGCUGAUGUGUUGUUAUUUGUUAGCUACGUGUGGGUUAGCAAUAGAAGAGCAAGACUUAUCCAUCUCUGCUCCCCAGCAAAGAGCCUGAGGAGGGCAAAAAGAGGAGGAGGCAUAUACUAAAAACUGCGAUCUCUCUCUCUCUCUCUCUCUCUCUCUCUCUCUCUCUCUCUCUCUCUCUCUCUCUCUCUCUCUCUCUCU
Messenger RNA from Scylla paramamosain (green mud crab), 1827 nucleotides. RefSeq lists its product as uncharacterized. The coding region runs from base 16 to 1473 and encodes 485 amino acids. NCBI's taxonomy places the organism in Eukaryota, Metazoa, Arthropoda, Malacostraca, Decapoda, Portunidae. The transcript is spliced from 3 exons. The record is from RefSeq and is a predicted model, not a curated record.